CAAGAAGCGCUUUUAGAGAAGAAACAUGGCGGCCGCUGCGCUCGUUAGACGUCCUGCGAGUGUCCUUCCCAGGUUUUCAAGUUCCUGCUCCCCUGUGGUGCUAUCAGCCGUCCCUGUGACAGUCCAGCAGAGAACGGUCCACCAUGCUGUCAUCCCCAGAGGGAAAGGGGGGCGCUCCUCCUCCAGUGGGGUAGCAGCCACAGUCUUCGGAGCCACCGGCUUCCUGGGAAGAUAUGUUGUCAACCGCCUGGGUCGUAUGGGUUCUCAGAUUGUGAUUCCUCACCGGUGUGACCAGUAUGACCUCAUGUAUCUCAGGCCCAUGGGGGAUCUAGGACAGAUCAUCUUUAUGGAGUGGGAUGCCAGGAACAAGGAUUCUAUCAGAAAAGCAUUGGCUCACUCCAAUGUGGUCAUCAACCUGGUGGGACGAGAGUGGGAAACCAAGAACUAUCCCUUUGAGGACACCUACGUGAGCAUCCCUCAGCAGAUUGCCAAAGCCACCCGGGAGGCAGGCAUCACAAAGCUGAUCCAUAUAUCUCACCUCAACGCUGACAUCCGCAGCCCCUCCAAAUACCUUAGGAAUAAGGCAGUAGGUGAGACGGCUGUGAGAGAUGAAUUUCCUGAUGCCAUCAUCAUGAAGCCUGCUGAGAUGUUUGGAAGGGAGGACAGAUUCUUCAACCAUUUUGCCAACAUGCGCUGGUUUGGGAAAGCUGUGCCUCUCAUCUCCAUGGGGAAGAAGACGGUGAAGCAGCCUGUUCAUGUGGUGGAUGUGGCCAUGGCUAUCAUCAACGCCAUCAAGGACCCUGAUGCCAAUGGCAAGACAUAUGCACUAGUUGGACCAAACCGUUAUCUCCUUCAUGACCUGGUGGAGUACGUGUAUGCUGUGGCACACAGGCCCUUUGUGCCCUACCCUCUCCCACGCCCUCUCUAUCAUCUUGUUGCACGUUUCUUUGCAAUGAACCCAUUCGAGCCUUGGACAACUCCUGACAAAGUAGAUCGAUUCCAUACCACAGAUAUGAAGUAUCCAGGGCUUCCUGGCUUGGAGGACCUAGGCAUUAUCCCUGCCUCCAUAGAGAAGAAGGCUAUCGAGGUCCUGCGUCGCCAUCGCCGCUUCCGCUUCUUGGAGGCUGAGUUGGCCGAUACCAAGCCAGCCAAGACAGUCAACUAUUGAGUAGCCCGUCUUGUCUGACUGCCCAACACCACCACCAUAGCCACAGGCUGAUCCUCCUAUACAACUGUGCUGUCUUCUUUUACAAAUACUCUGUACAUAAAUAAAUAACAGAUGAUCGUCUAAAACUA
Molecule: messenger RNA, 1296 nt
Organism: Salvelinus namaycush (lake trout)
Lineage: Eukaryota; Metazoa; Chordata; Actinopteri; Salmoniformes; Salmonidae
Product: NADH dehydrogenase [ubiquinone] 1 alpha subcomplex subunit 9, mitochondrial-like
Exons: 11
Coding region: 26-1168 (380 amino acids)
Cellular component (GO): mitochondrion
Molecular function (GO): protein-containing complex binding
Source: RefSeq, a predicted model, not a curated record